CAGCAGUGAGGGGCGCCUUUUCGCUACGCUGGCGCUCUGGGAAUACAAACUGCAGAAAAAACAACCAGUUUUAAACUAACAACUCUCUCUUUUUUAAAAUCUUCUUCAUUGAGACUUGACUGCUUCGUCACUGCGACACUAUCACCGCAGAAAGACUGCGACGUAUGUUUUUCACGGUGGAAGUACCAAAGAAACAAUGAGAUUCACAGGCCGCUGCAGCUGAAGCCUGCUCCAGCCUGGUGUACUAACCUGCUCGGUGGAUUGCUGCACUCAGCAGACUGUUGGAUAGCUGCAAGCCUUGAGGAAAGUUAAUGAGAAGAUUCGAUCAGCUGGCACCCCUUCUCCCCUGCGCCUUCCUCCACUACAUCCCUUUCUCCCAGCUACUAUCUUCCUCCAGUGUCAGCGUUACUCGUGUAUGUAGCUGGAAAGUGGAAGUUUUUUGAAGACUGAACGCUCAUAGAGGGAGAACCUCAAAGGGGGCUUUUAACCCCUAACAGCCCACCAACCAGUCCAUCUUCAAAACCCUGCUCCCUUUACAUCCCUGCUGAGGUUGCUUCCCGGGGAAAAAAAAGGAGGAAUACAGAUUGGUGUGCAGUUGGAUGUGACGAAACUGUGCGUUGGGUGAGUCUGCGGUGGACCAUGUGUUUCUGGUGAGGUCUCAUCUUCUACCAAAAUGAGGCUGAUGCCUGGAUCGCCUCCACCCAUCCUGCCAGCCAUCCUGGCUUUCACCUUAGUCGCCUUCUUACCUCAGCUGUCCUCCGGAGCCACGCCGUUCCCCCAAGACCUGCAACCAAUCAACAUCGUGGGCAGAGAAUCUUCGUACCUCUACCCCAGCUUCCAGGGUCUCAUGUCAGACAAUGAUACUGUCCGCCUGGGGCUGGACUUCCAGAGGAUGCUGAGGAUCAACCACAUGCUCUACGUCGCUGCCAGGGACCAUGUGUUUGCAAUCAAUCUCGCCGCUUCAUCUGAGCAGCUAAUCCCACAGCAGAAACUGACUUGGAAGACGAAGGAUGUGGAGAAGUGCACUGUGAGAGGAAAAAACAGCGAUGAAUGUUACAACUACAUCAAAGUGCUGGUGCCACGCAAUGACGAGACUUUGUUCGCCUGCGGCACCAACGCCUUCAACCCCACCUGCCGCAACUAUAAGAUGUCAACACUUGAGCAGGAAGGGGAGGAGGUAGUGGGACAGGCUCGAUGUCCCUUUGAGUCCCGUCAGUCCAAUGUCGGCCUUUUUGCAGGUGGUGAUUUCUACUCUGCCACCAUGACUGACUUCUUGGCCAGCGAUGCAGUGAUUUACAGAAGUCUUGGAGAAAGUAGUCCUGUUCUACGUACGGUCAAGUAUGACUCCAAAUGGCUCAGAGAACCCCAUUUCCUCCAUGCUAUUGAGUACGGGAACUAUGUGUACUUUUUCUUCAGUGAGAUCGCAGUGGAGUACACCACUCUCGGCAAGGUGGUUUUCUCCAGAGUCGCACGUGUUUGUAAGAAUGACAACGGGGGCUCCCCGAGGGUGCUGGAGCGGUACUGGACAUCGUUCCUCAAAGCCCGGCUGAACUGCUCUGUGCCUGGAGAUUCCUUCUUUUACUUUGAUGUUCUGCAGUCUCUGACCAACGUGCUGCAGAUCAACCACCGGCCAGCUGUGCUUGGAGUCUUCACCACGCAGGCAAACAGCAUCACUGGCUCAGCAGUCUGUGCUUUCUACAUGGACGACAUAGAGAAAGCAUUCAAUGGUAAAUUCAAAGAGCAGAGGAACAGCGAGUCAGCAUGGACACCUGUUCCAGAGGAGCAAGUCCCAAAACCAAGGCCAGGCAGCUGCGCCGGCGAAGGCUCUGCAGCCGCCUACAAGUCAUCCACCACCUUCCCAGACGAGACUCUUACUUUCAUCAAGUCAUAUCCACUUAUGGACGAGUCUGUCCCCUCAGUCAAUGACAAACCCUAUUUCACCCGCACCACCAGCAGGUUCAAAUUGACCCAGAUAGCAGUGGAUACAUCAGCGGGGCCUUACAAAAACUACACUGUGGUUUUCUUAGGCUCAGAUAAUGGCCAUGUGCUGAAGAUCCUGGCCAGCACGGAGGGAGCCAACGCAUCUUUCAGCACCCAUGUCCUAGAGGACAUCGACGUCUACAACCCAAACAAAUGCAAUGUGCAAGGGGAGGACAAGAGGGUGCUGGGUCUUGAGUUGGACCGGGAUCAUCAUGCGUUGUUUGUGGCGUUCUCCAGCUGUGUGAUCCGCGUACCGCUCAGCCGCUGCUCUGAGUACAGCGUCUGCAAGAAGAGCUGUUUGUCUUCGCGGGACCCUUACUGCAUUUGGCUCAAGUCAGGCAGCUGUGUCACAGUCUCACCAGGAUUCAAAGGCGGGUUUGAGCAAGACGUGGAGAACGGCUACCAUCAGUAUCCUGACACCUGUCACGACAUCUUGGCAACCACUCGCAGGCAAAACACAGCGCUAGACUCAGCGUAUGGGAAGACCACACCCACAAGCGCCAGCACAACCUAUCAUGGGGCGGCAUUCCCAAAGGAGGCAGGUGACUCUGAAAGAGGUACAGGUCCUGAUCGCCCUCCCCCUGUGGGUGAACAGGGGUCACCUGACUCAGAGCCAAUCAGUGUGGAGAUGGAGGGUGUGAGACGACCUCCAGAGCUGGAGAGGACCAACCACAGUGUCCAUUACACCCUUCUGAUAGCUUGUGUUUUGGUGGCCUUUGUUCUCGGAGCCUUCCUCUCUGGCUUCCUGGUCUCAUGCUACUGUAACCACACAGGCCAUAAGACCAAGAAGUUGUCAAAGGAUCCCGAAGCUCCGAUUCCACACGCCCUGUCGCUCCGCAGCCUGGCCAAGCUUAAUGGCCUCCUAGACAGCCAGAGUAAGGAAGAGAAGCUGGAGGUGUCGUCCCCAAAGAUCUACAAUUCUUUUUUCUCCAACAGCAAGGAGCAUCACCCACCGAGGAGAAAUGGCCAUCAUGGAAUGACGAUGGGAGACCUGGUUCACCCUCAUCCUCAUCACCUCCACCACUCCUCAGAGCUGUCUGGUCUGCCCACACCAGACUCGACCCCAGAACUGCCUAUUAAGAGCAUGAAAGCUUUUAAGAACCAAUGGGAAAAGAACCAGAACUGCAAUAAUGCCAAGGAGCCAAAGUCUCAUAACAUUAGCUCCAGGCCCGGUUCUGCUCUGCUUCACCAGCAGGUCUUCCCCUACUCCCACAGCAUGUCCAAUGGGCAGCCCAUAGUUGGUCACCUGCAUCCAGAAGAACGCAAAAUCCACAAUGUUGAUCGAAUGAUUUCACAUCCGUAUCCUGGUUACUCUCAGAAGGUGAUGGAGGUAACCUCACUGGAUGAGCUCCUGAAGCACAUCCAUGAAGCAAGCAGCAGCAAGAACUCCCAGUUAAUGAGCCCAUCAGGUCUCAUGGCCAGUGGCGGUGGAGGCCAGCUAGCCUUUGCCAACCGCAUUCAACCUCAAAUACCUGAGACAGAAUCAGCCCCCUACUACAGUUCAUCCACUUUACCUCGGGACAGUCUUACUCGCCGCAUGGAUGUUCCUCCUGACAUCCCCUCACACCAUCAGUCCACCCUGGAGAGGAGGCACUCCUCCCAACGUCACUCACUAAUUGCUGCAGCCACCAAAAUGUCUGGUGGAGGCGCGGUAGGAGGGGGAGGAGGAAUGAUCCCCCGCCAGCACAGCUUCAGCCAACGAAACGGCGGGCCCCACCAGCAGCCUCCCCUUUUGGCACGGAUGAACUCGACGGGCAGCGCCUGCGAGGUUCACUACCCUCUCAUCCCCAGUGGGUACCUGACACGCCAGCACAGCUAUAACGGAGAGCAGGAGAUCCAGCACAGGGGUGCUAUCGUGCGGCGGACGUCUUCUAUUAAACCCGAUGUCCCUCCCAAGCCCUUGUUCAUACCUGCCACGUCCCCAGUCAACGAACAGGGAAAGUUCAACUACUGAGGAAGAACACUCCUGGACUAGAGGACGCCACCCUCAUCAUGUCAUCUUUAAGAAACUUCUCUUUGAAGAAAUGCUGUGGGUUUGAGGUUGCAUACCUUCACCCAAAAACACAACAAAUUUAUUGUGGCAGCCAGUUUCACUGUGGACAAAAGCCUCAACCAAACUUAUUUCCACUUUUUUUUCCCCCUCGAUUUUUUUCACCCCCUCCCCACGAUUAUCUUUGUACCAUAUUGGUAUUGUUCAGCUAUUUGCUUAUUAUUGAACCACUGACUAAGGUGACGUGUUGCCACCUUGUUAUAUUAGGCUGCCAAUGUCCCCAGUGUGGAUUUACAAAGCAACUCACUUGUUGGACAUGAUGAUGAUGGACAACCUUGACACAUCAGUCAUGUUAAAGACUUAAAAGCCGAAGGCUCCUGCAAUGCUUCAGUUCAUGCUUUUUGCUUAACCUUUUCUGAUGUAGUGUUUGUAUCCAAUCCCCACCCACCCCACCCUAGAAUGUGUUUAUAUUAUGCAUGUGUGUGUAUAUAUAUGUGUGUUUAUAUCCACACCGUAUAUGUAUACAUAUACAUAUGCAGUAUGUGUAACCUGUGGUGAAAAGUCAGCAAAUUCCCUUGAAAGUAGAUAUGUCUUUGCCUUACUAUACUCUUUCAUCUUUGGGCAUACCAAACGAUCCCCUACUCCCUAAGAAAUACCUUUGGGACACCAAAUCAUGCACUUCAUCAACACGAUUUGUCAUUUGGGCUGAAGAUUUUGUUCAUGUUGAUCGAACAAAGGAAAUACUUCUAUAAAGCAGCUACACACUCCUUUCUCCGUUGUUUUUUUUCCUCACCGAUGUCAAGUCAGAAAGGACGAGUUUGGGUCCGUUUAAGUUCCUCAAGAAUGUUUCUUUGAGAUUGGUGCUUCACUUUCUCUUAAAUGGAAAGAAACAUUUUGGACCCAAAGAGGACACGACAAAUAUCCUAUCUGGCGUUAUGAGAACAUACAUGAAACAGAACAGACUGCAGUUAUUAUAAUUAUUAACUUUGUGGCUAUUGGUUGUAAAUAAAAGAAUAAUUACUAGCCAAAUUUUUACUGUAUGUGUAAAUGUGUGCCUUAUUUAAAAUAAUGUGUGGCUUGGGGAUAGGGGUUAAUGCAAGGGGCUGAGAUGGCUACUAUGCUACAGUAUAUUGUAGGUAUUUGACUGUUUUCCCCCCAAUGGUCGUCAAUAUCUGUCAUCCAGCAUAUAUUCUAAAUUUGAAGUGUUUCAUUCCAAAAAAAUGAGCUUAGACCUUUCAUUCAUUGUGAUAAGCCAAUGACUGAGAACAUAAUAAAUGAUCUAUUUGGAUUUAUUCUAAAUAUGUUUUUUUUUUAUUCAUAUUUGAUAAAUUCUAACGUUUCAUUUAGAGAACUAUAAAACCUCAAAAACAUGUUCCAGACUGAUGCAGUCUUUCGGAAUGAAACCCUUCGUUUCUUCUUUUUUUUUUUCCUGCUUUUCGUCCAAAAGUGUGAGCCUGCAGAUUGUUUUGGGGGGCGGGUAGUGCUGGCCAAAGCUAGUUCAUAGCCUGAGACUGCAGACAUUUAGGUUUGACUGUCUCUGUAUUCUGUUAACUUUCCACUUGGUGUCACUUUCCCUUUUAGUGCCAUUGUUUGUGUUUUUUUUUUUUUUUUGGGGGGGGGGUGUUUUUUGGUUUCAAAAGGAAAACUCACAGUUCAUCUUCAUCAUUAACCUCCAUAGUCACAUUUACCUGUUGGAGAAAGCAAAGAAGAGAUGCUUAAUUCUAAAUGUGAAGGUUAGUUACCUGAGAGAUAAUUGUGUUGCACUAUCUUUGAAAAUGGAUGCACAUCGCUGGACUUCUACACAGGCUACAUCUGUAGAUUGUGGUCUGUCCGUGUCAGCGUUCAAAACAUGGAGAAGAAACAUGAGAAUUGCAAUGAACUGUCAUCCGACAGGUUGAGACUGUGUCUUGGAUCGAUUCUUGGGAAGUGAUGGUGAAAUCUGUUCACAAAUGGCUUCGCUUGCCAUCAUGUUCUGAGGAUUUCCCUCUGGGAUGUUGAUGCCAGUCUGCCCUGCCUCAGAAAUAGCACUCCCUCAAAACUCACCACUGUUGCACUUUUUUUUUUUUUUUUUUUUUAGGAGAGUUACUGGUUGACCAGAACCGUGAUCAAUUCUGUGAAGACAGCACUGCGCUAUUUACUGUAUCUGAAAAUGGUGUUCAUCAGUCAAAAUUUCCCAGAGCUCAUUUGGCUCUGUGUAAAGUUUACUAUUCAUGUCUCUUGAUUCAGUAAGUAAAGGUAAAUAUGGUCACUCACAACAUUUCCAAAAGUUGAUGUGGUUAUUAACAGAUGUCAGAGCAUUAAAUAGACUAUAAGACAACAAAGCAAAAUGUUUAACUCAAUUCAAAGUUUGGGAGUCAAUAUUUUUAAGAGGAAUUGUGGCAGCUACAGCAUGGUAGUGUUCCUUUUUAUUUUUAUUUUUUUACCUGCUGGUUACAGAUUGUAUGACAAAGGGGGAUGGUCUUGCCUCUAAAAGCUCUGUCAGUAUUUGAUUUGGUGUAAAUACAUUCUCUCUGGGCGGGGGUCUCAUUGAUUCAGUAUUAUGUUUUUCUCUGUUUGAUUUCCAGGCUAAGCCUCUUGACUUACUAUGAAUUUGAUCUCACAGAAUACCAUUGUAUGUCUCUUGUACUAGGAACAAAUAAAAAUGGAAACGAUGAUG
This is a messenger RNA of Melanotaenia boesemani (Boeseman's rainbowfish), 6626 nucleotides long. It is a transcript of the gene sema6cb, whose product is annotated as sema domain, transmembrane domain (TM), and cytoplasmic domain, (semaphorin) 6E. Gene Ontology annotation, molecular function: semaphorin receptor binding; chemorepellent activity. Bases 674 to 3934 code for a protein of 1086 amino acids. Gene Ontology annotation, biological process: positive regulation of cell migration; semaphorin-plexin signaling pathway; axon guidance. Lineage: Eukaryota; Metazoa; Chordata; Actinopteri; Atheriniformes; Melanotaeniidae. The transcript is spliced from 22 exons. The record is from RefSeq and is a predicted model, not a curated record.